AUGUACAACUACGACCUGCACCGGAAAUUAACAUAUUUGCGCGCUGGUAUGAGAAAACUGGAAGUGAAAAAACAGCAACAACAAGAUUCAUUAGGAAUUUUCCAAAAUAUUUUUCUUUCACAGUCUUUUAAAUCUGCUUAUAAGUCUGACAGAAGUCAUGGUAACUUUCAAAGAGCUUUGAAUGAAAAGCAUCUACCAAACACAGCGUUUUAUGUUAUCAUAACCCCUUCAACUUUACUAUCAGAAGAAGACCAUUGCCUUGGUGCCAAAUUUGAGAGAAUUUAUACAUGGCCAGUAAAAGCAGCUAUAAAACCAAAUCCAGCGGAAACAUUUGAAAUUCUCUGCCUUAUCCUAGGUUUUCAUAGCAGAGAUAUGAUUCUAUCCACUUUCAUUCCUACUGUUAUGAAGGAGCUGUAUUCAAGGAGACAAGGUGUCGCUGAGCUAAGUGAAAAUGAUUUAGAAGAUGAAAACGGAUCCCAGCCAAGAUCAUCUAGCGUAAAACGGCCGUUCUUCAUACCCCCUAAUGAGGGCCGACGGAAUGAUAGACGCAGGAGUAAAUCGCAAAAUCCUGCUCAAGAAGAGGAUUCUCGAUUUAGAGAGGAAAGCCCAAAAUACCGAGGUAGUGUUGGUGUGAUGAAGGAAUGCUGGAAGUCGACCGGGUUACCCAAGGAUUUGAUGGACCAAUAUGGAAGAGAUUUACUGGGUACAGAAUCAGAGAAUCCCCAAAGGCAAAGAAGGAAUCACCCUGCAUCUCGGCCAUCCGAUAGACCCAGAUUGACCACUGAGCAUAAGGAGGUGUCUGAAACGAAGAGAGCGGAGUCGAGAAGAAGUAGGGAACCUAUAACAAUUAGGGUGCCUAUGGAGACAGCGGAAUAUGCAACUUGGAGGGAGUUCCCACCGAGGAGGGAAGAAAAACGACGGACUUCGACGGAAACAAGGAAGCCUAUAACAACUAAGGGGCCCGUGGAGAGAAUAGGAACCGAGGCCACGAGGGAGUAUCAAGUGAGAAGGGAGCAGAAACAACGGAUAUCGCUGGGUAUGACGGAAGAUCCUCAGACUAGAUUUUAUGAAAGUCGAGAGAUUUAUCGACCAGACUACAACAGAGGCGCUAGACACCGAUUUGGCACCUGCGAAACUGAAAGAGAACCUAACGAGCUUCGUGAUAAAGUAGAAGACAGACCUGGAAAAGGUGGCGUCAGAGACUGUUUAAAUCCCCUCGGAGCUUACAGACCGUAUGAGGUACCUGUUGAUCCUAGAGUUCCUCAAGACGAAGACGGCGCUCAGCUGCCAGAUCGCAGACUUCCUAGAAACCCGUUCCAAAUUUAUGGAAGUCCGAAGAGCCGCAUUCGGCCAGACAUACAGACCGGCCUUCAGACUCUCAUUCUCAAUCAUAUGAAUCUCAGCCCUCCGGAGCCCUUGCACCCCCAAAACUCCAAUUCUGAUCAUCGUCAAAGGUUCCGCUCGUACCUCCUCCAUCCAGACCCACCAUCUUCCAGAUCCACCUCUAUGGACGUAUUAUUUUACGAACCUUCGUCCUCAGAGUCAGCAAACACUUCAGAAAGCCAUCGCUUCCCAAGCCCCCCUUCCGCCAGGCCACAACCCCGCCGGCGAGCCCAAUCUGUCAAAUUUUCGCCUCCGGAGGAUGAACCUAGUUCUGAAUCAACAUCGUCAGCGUCUUCUUUCAACUCUGUCCAUUCCUACGUGCGAUCUAGACCGCCUAAUUCUCCCAUGCCUGACGCGACUACACAAUUUUUCACUUCACCGCCUCCUCCUUAUAGGCCAUCAGAUCCUUCCAGUGAGUCAGAAGUAGCCGGACAUUCGAAGCCAGCAUUGCCAAAACGUGAGAAGACGUCCGGCUGCUUUCCAAGUUCAACCUCUUUGACCUCCUUGUCACCUACAAAACCCUCCUCUUCGACCUAUUCCUAUGUCCGAUCAAGACCCGCUGAGAAUACAGAGACCCCCAGGACUCCGUGGCCUGUUUGCCCAUUACAAUCUACUAGGCGGUCUGAACAUCCCAAGCGCACGGACCCAUCUGGGGCAAAGCCAAAGAGUACAGGGUAG
Molecule: messenger RNA, 2061 nt
Organism: Talaromyces proteolyticus
Lineage: Eukaryota; Fungi; Ascomycota; Eurotiomycetes; Eurotiales; Trichocomaceae
Exons: 5
Coding region: 1-2061 (686 amino acids)
Source: RefSeq, a predicted model, not a curated record